Molecule: messenger RNA, 597 nt
Organism: Colletotrichum costaricense
Lineage: Eukaryota; Fungi; Ascomycota; Sordariomycetes; Glomerellales; Glomerellaceae
Exons: 3
Coding region: 1-597 (198 amino acids)
Source: RefSeq, a predicted model, not a curated record
AUGGACACACCAUCACACCUUUUGAACGGAUACGUUGAGCUCUGGAGAUGCCUCAAGUGGCCCGCCGAUCCAGGACAGGCCCUGUUUCGUGGUGCUCGUAUCUUCAUCUGUCGUACUGGAACUUUCGAGCUAGCCAAGGGUUUGAUUCCUUCAACGUUCGACAAUGGAAUGUUUCGAGUUCCCAAUUUCUUCCACUGUCGAGGCGUCGAUAGGUUCCACUUACAAUUCAACGAGGUUUUAUUGCUACAACAAUUGACAAUCGACCCCUUGGACAUCCCAUGUUCGGCCUGUCCCCAUCCUCUUGUCAUCCCAAAACCGUCCCCUCGACGUCGAUCUCGUACAAAGUGUAUCAAGCCUGCCAUCCCCUGUCCCAGACACCACGGCACGAAUUCGACUUGGCAUCCCGAGUCCGAUAACUGCGACAGAAGAUCUUCAAACCCGCCCCGUUCUGGACAUUCUCUUCAACUGCCAUUCAUCCCAAACCCCCAGUUUGAUUUUGCUUGGCCGUUCCCCCCUUCCAUUGCAACAGUCACCUUGACCGUCGGCGUCCCUCGCCUAUUUCGAUCCAUGCCCCGCGGCUGCGUUCGUCUAGUCUAG